This is a messenger RNA of Necator americanus (New World hookworm), 351 nucleotides long. RefSeq lists its product as uncharacterized. The coding region runs from base 1 to 351 and encodes 116 amino acids. Lineage: Eukaryota; Metazoa; Nematoda; Chromadorea; Rhabditida; Ancylostomatidae. The transcript has a single exon. The record is from RefSeq and is a predicted model, not a curated record.
AUGAGUCAACGAACAGGUGUUGUAGUUCGAACAGCAGCCCAAUGUACAACACCGUUUGAGGUGGUAGCUGGACUAAGACAAACGACAAUGGCAGGACCCUUCCUGAUCAGCUUUGUCAUCGACGACAUUAUGCGAAGAACAGUCGGCCAGCGUCCUGCCGAUAUUAUUCUAGCACCCUCAGUACGCCCCUUGAUCGAUCUCGAGUACGCUGACGAUGUUGUUAUAUUCGCGGAAAGCAAUACGAAACUUCGGUCCGGAAACGGUCAAUUUUGUAUCGAAGGUGGCUGCGACUAUAGACUAUGUCUACGUGAGAAAGCGUAUCGAGCAAACUUUAUUCUAUUGUGUGAAUAG